Messenger RNA from Danaus chrysippus (African queen), 1206 nucleotides. The record is from the annotation of a GenBank genome assembly. Lineage: Eukaryota; Metazoa; Arthropoda; Insecta; Lepidoptera; Nymphalidae.
AUGGAGGACGUGUAUACAAUUAAAGUGAAAACAAAACCCGAUACUCGCAAUUUGUAUCCAUCUGAGAGACGCUACUCAGCUUCUACCGUGUCAGGGCUGGCGUGGGUGCAUAUUGCAUUGGCUUCAACAUCCUUUUUACUGGCUUGUCUGGCUUUGAUCAACCCUAACAAGCAACCCAUUGAGACUGACGUAGCUAUAAAUAAUUCUACUAUAUCAGAAGAUGUCAGGAAUGGUUUUAUACUAAUACUGGCGCCGAGCCUGGUCACUAUAUUCGCCCUAGCAGCCGGUGUCGCCUCUAUCCUGGCCUCAGUGAGGUGGUACAUCGAUAGGAACAUAACGUGGUUGUUUGUUAUGUCAACACUGUCGACACUUUUCUCUCUAAUUUCCUUUGUUAUGAUAAUAUUUCUCCUGUUGACCAGCGAGAACGAUUUGUCAGAUUUCUACAAAGAGAAAAUACCAUUCAGCGACAUCAUUGUAAUUAAACAUUCAGAUGUACUCGAUAGAAAUGAAUCGCAUUUCAUCAUACCGAGGAAUUCCACGGAGUUUAAGGAGGAGGAUUCGAAGAUGUUUACUAAAAGAGUUUUAUGUAUUAAUAUAUUAAUAGCGUCGUUCUUGGAGCUACUUUGGUCAAUACUGAGCAUGAAAAUAUCAUACAAAGGCAUGAGGAACAGUUACAAGGAGGAAGACAGCAGACGAGGUAACUGCGUAUCUGUUAUCACGAAGAUCAAAGGUAAUAAUACAAAAAAGAUGCCCAUGAAUGGAAAAAUAACCAAACCGAACAUCAUAGAUAACUAUCCUAGCAGAAAAAUUAAAAGGAUAUUCCUCGCACAGAGCGAAAACGGUUUUUACUUGAAGAAUCAGAAUAAUAAGAUGAAGCAGACGGAAACCAGUUCAGAAUGUUACAAGGAAAGGAUGAUGAACUUCCUGAACAGAUGCGCCGAGGGUUCCAACGAUAUGACGCCUAGUGUUCAUUCAGAAUCAAUCCUCAAUCCUAUUCCCGAAGUAGCUAGCACUGUUGCCACAGCACCAGAUACAAAAGACCCAAAAGAAGCCCGAACCACACCCGUCAGCUGGGGAGACGCUUCCGACCACACAGUAUACAAUCAAAACAAUAUAAACUUCGACAAAAUAUUCAAUUUCCGAAAAAAAACUCAAGAAUCCAACGCGGAAAAUAACGAAACAAGUGAAAAUAAAACGAAUAUGUAA